Messenger RNA from Didymella exigua CBS 183.55, 1077 nucleotides. Its product is annotated as protein transport protein BOS1. Gene Ontology annotation, molecular function: SNARE binding; SNAP receptor activity. Bases 108 to 875 code for a protein of 255 amino acids. Gene Ontology annotation, biological process: endoplasmic reticulum to Golgi vesicle-mediated transport; vesicle fusion. The transcript has 3 exons. The record is from RefSeq and is a predicted model, not a curated record. Lineage: Eukaryota; Fungi; Ascomycota; Dothideomycetes; Pleosporales; Didymellaceae. Gene Ontology annotation, cellular component: ER to Golgi transport vesicle membrane; late endosome membrane; SNARE complex.
CUGGGAGGCUAUCACAACGCGUCAAAGUAUUUAUCUGUCCAUUCGCAACCUAUUUGAAGCUCUUCAUAGCGACACAUUGACCUUCUAGCUUCCACAUCCAACAAACAAUGAACGCACUCUUCAACUCUGCCUUGCGGCAGUCCACCCAGAUUCGUAAAGAUCUGGACCAGUUUGCAGACAGCGCUGCGCCUUCACCACAGCUCCAAGCGCAGCUCAAUGCAACCUUGGCAACAUUCUCCCGCACAAUCGACGACUAUGGCAAGCUUGCAAAGCAAGAACCUGUACAGACGAAACAGGAGAAGGCGUUCGAAAGACUCAAGAACUUUCGCGGCGAGUUGGACGAGUACCGUGAAAGUUUCAAACGGAUAAAGAGCGCGAAUGAAGACAUCAGGACUACAGAAGCGCGUACAGAACUACUCGGCCGCCGCCCUCAUCAUGCUGCAACACCAGAGAAUCCUUAUGCGCAAUCGAACAUCAACGCAAACGCAAACACACACUCGCCUUUCGCACCAUCACAACCCUACGACCCGAACGCGCCAUACCGACCGAAUCCAUACUCUGCAGGUGCGCCACAGGGCGGUGAAUACGAUCGUGAAGGCCAUGUGCUGCGCGAGAACACGUUCUUCAACCAGACCUCGAACCAGCUUGAUGAGUUUCUUGAUCGCGGCAGAGCGGUGUUGGGAGACCUAGGACAGCAGAGGGAGAUGCUGAAGGGCACACAGAGAAAGCUAUACAGUGUGGCGAACACGCUGGGUAUCAGUGGUGACACCAUUCGCAUGGUGGAGCGCAGAGCAAAGCAGGACAAGUGGAUCUUUUACGGCGGUGUAGUUGUCUUUUUCCUGUUUUGCUGGCUAGUCAUCUACUACCUGCGAUGAGAAGAGGGCGUGUCUUGUUUUAUGGGUUUAGCGGGGCGUUCGGCGCACGGAUACGAUAACUUGAGCGUAUUGCAUGAAUGUUCAUCAGGCCAUGGCCUCUGUCGCUGGGUCUCGUUAAGGACAAUGUAGCUGUUAACGAAGUAAACAGAUCUUGUUAGAGCAGUUACAGCUUAGCGAGCCGAGUAAAGCGCUGACAUUCGCC